Plutella xylostella (diamondback moth) is the source of this 1540-nucleotide messenger RNA. RefSeq names its product mitochondrial thiamine pyrophosphate carrier. Gene Ontology annotation, biological process: transmembrane transport. The record is from RefSeq and is a predicted model, not a curated record. NCBI's taxonomy places the organism in Eukaryota, Metazoa, Arthropoda, Insecta, Lepidoptera, Plutellidae.
GUACUAUUUUGGUUACCCAAAAAAAUAAGAAAAGAGAUGAAAUGCGUUUGAUAUUAAAUUAAACCAUUACAAGUAAAGUGUCCUUAAAUUAAAAUGAAUCAUAUAAUUCAAAAUGUGCACGCAGAAAACAAAAUAUCGACGUUUCAAAGUGCUUUUGCCGGCGGGGCAGCUGGCGCGUUCACUCGGGCCGUGGCCCAGCCGCUGGACGUGCUCAAGAUACGGUUCCAGCUGCAGCUCGAGCCUAUUAAACAGGGCUCCAAGUACGCCUCCAUAUUCCAAGCUCUAACAGCCAUCGUGAGGGAGGAAGGCGUCACAACUCUAUGGAGCGGUCACGUUCCCGCGCAACUACUCUCAGUCACAUACGGCAUUGUACAGUUCUCCACCUUCGAAAAGAUAGUUAAUACUUGCCAGCGAGUGGACGCUGAGUUUUCACAAUCUCACAGACAUGCUAUAAACUUUUCAAGUGGAGCAAUAGCAGCGACUGUUGCCACGGUUGUGUCAUUUCCCUUCGACACUGUGAGGACGAGACUGAUCGCCGAGCAGAAGACUAAGAAAGCUUACAAAGGGUUUUCACAUGCACUGGCCACUAUGAUCAAGACUGAGGGUGCAAGAUCUCUGUUCAAGGGACUGCUGCCAACACUGGCACAAAUAGCGCCCCAUUCAGGUAUACAGUUUGCUAUUUAUAAACUGUUUACUGAUAAUAUACUCACCAAAGUAGCAUUCUUUCAAAGGCCCACUACUCUUUCCUCUACGGUGGAGUCAACUCUAGUAGCAAAUUUAAUAUCAGGAUCAAUAGCAGGUUUUGUGUCAAAGACUGCUAUUUACCCUUUUGAUUUAGUGAAAAAAAGACUGCAAAUCCAGGGAUUCCAAGAGCACCGAAGUGGCUUUGGCAAGCAGAUGUAUUGCAGUGGUGUUCUGCAUUGUGUGAAGUUGACUAUCAAUAAUGAAGGGUUUUUAGCACUCUAUAAAGGGUAUGGCCCCAGUAUGUGUAAAGCUAUCUAUGUCUCAGCAUUACAUUUUGCUGUUUAUGAUGAAAUCAAACAUUUCCUAAUGAGAGUUGGUAGAUGAGACUUUCUGACUUAGCUAAUAUUAGUAGAAAUUUAUAUCAAUUAAGUAUGUACUUGCAUUAAAUGUGAGUGCAUGUUCUGUAGAAUCAAAAAAAGUAAUUCAUUUAUAUGUAAUAGAUUGAACAUCACUUAUGUAAUCCUGCAAUUUUAUACUUGAUGUAUUUUGUAAUGAAUGUGAUAAGAUCUGAAUCAUUGUUGACUUUACUUUCACUGUUAUCUUAAUAGAAUCAGAAGACAUACAUUUUAAUGUCAGUAUCUUUGUUUAAAUAGCAGUCAUUACUACUGUUCUCUACAAAACAAUACAUAAUGUUCCUACCAUGUUGUUGAGUACAGUUUACUGAGUUCACUUGAGUAGUAAUUACUUGUUUGCCCAAACCUGUGAUAACAAAUGCCAUUGUAACACUAUAUUUAUUUAAGCUUGCUUUUUAUUUAUUUAAAUAAUUAUGUCAUCAAUAAAUAUAAUUUUAAGAAGA